CAUCGAUAUAAAAUGAAAAUUUCGGUUGACCUUAUUAAAGGAACAUAUUAUUUAAAUGGUGAGAACUUAAUUGCUCAAAUUAUAUUUCAGAAAUAUGCUACGAAAGAUAAAAGGAAGGAUCAUAAUAUAUUGGCAUGGGCAUGUGCACAAAUUCAUUGUCAAUGUAGUUUUGAUGAUGAUAAGGUCAAGGCUAAUUUAACAAAUAAAAAUGAUAAAAUUUUACCUCAUUUAGGAUUAACAUCUUUAAUUCCAAAUUAUGGAGAGAAAGGCUUUUGUGUAUAUGCUUCAGAACCAAAGAUUUUAGUUUGCGAUCUAGACCUUAAGACAGGAGAAACAUAUGAAUAUCUAUAUCAAGAAACAAUUCCCUAUGAAGCAUUCCCUUCCUAUCGUGGAACUCUUUGCAAAUAUUCGUACAAACUGACCAUCACAGCUCAGUAUCUAUCAUCGCCUGUUAAUUUCGUGAGGAUUCCUUUCAAAGUUUUAAUAUUACAAGGCCUUUCCCAAGAGCUCAUGAACGAUGAGACAUACAGGGACAAUUCACCCGCUAACCCAUUUCUGUCCACGCAAAAUAACGAAAUCUCCGAUAAAUCUGAUUCCUUUUCCCUGGAAAAAGCUAUGGCCCUCAUUCAAGACAUCGUAUCCUUCAAAAAUAUAAGGCAUUACAACAUAAUGUCCGAAAAUGAAAAGGUCUGCAAGUUAUCCAUCGGCAAAACUUUUUACGGGGUCGGCGAUUAUAUAAACGUCUACCUGGAUUUCUCCGAAACAGCUGUUACUUGCCUGGAAUUAUACGUUUGCCUUCAAAAUGAGGAAGAAUUGAUAUCGGACACCGAACUGGUAACCCACAUAAAACACCCACAGAGGUUUACCUCCGCGAACGCGUCAAAAAAAAUCGUGUAUUCUGGCGACAGCUACAGCGAAAUGCGUUAUUACACUCUCAAUUGCCGCUUCCUUCCCAUCCAUUUAGCCAUCCCUAUAACUUCCACUCCCACCUUCACCACCAAUAUACUAAAACAUUCCUGGAAAAUACAUUUCGAGUUUACCUUCAGUCACUCCAAAUCCCUAUCCCGCCAAGUUAGAAGCGACAAGACACCCAAGGCUCCUAAACCAGCUGACUCCCCUCUCCGUCGCAACGAGGAGUCACUCGAAGGCUGGGAGACCCCGCGGGUACAAGAUUGCCACGAUAAUCUAGAAAAAGUCGAUAGCGUCGUUGGUAGCGAUGUUGGGCGUUUAGAAAGUAAUGAUAUGUCAAUUUUUCAGGGAUCCCAAGAAAUUUCCGUUCCUCAAUCUCGCGAAUCCUCGAAUGAGAUCGCGUUAAAUUCGGAAUCAUUACACUCCAAUACCCUCGGUUCAAACCUAGAAUCACAUUCGGACAUCGAACAAAACGUAUCGGUUAACAGUGCUGGGAUCGCGAAGCAACAAGAAGAAAGAGCCGCUAGUGACGAGCGAAUCACGUCAACCCUGGAGAUACCUUUAUCGGUCAACGCCGAGACCAUGGUUUGGGAUUUACCCAUCAAACUGUUUCCUUCCCAUCCCCUCGCUAUAUCUUCUCAGUUCCCGCUAGGGAAGAUUAGCACCGUUAUCUGAAGACCUAAGAAGAUCUUAUACUUAAUUUCUAUACCUAUUUAUUUUUUUUGUUAUUAACAGCAUUCCGCGAAUCAAUGAAGUUUACUGUUUAUAGCAUUAUUUAUUAUAAAU
Molecule: messenger RNA, 1695 nt
Organism: Gordionus sp. m RMFG-2023
Lineage: Eukaryota; Metazoa; Nematomorpha; Gordioida; Chordodea; Parachordodidae
Product: RAB6A-GEF complex partner protein 2-like
Exons: 8
Coding region: 13-1584 (523 amino acids)
Biological process (GO): retrograde transport, endosome to Golgi
Cellular component (GO): Golgi membrane; Ric1-Rgp1 guanyl-nucleotide exchange factor complex
Source: RefSeq, a predicted model, not a curated record